AUGAAUUUUAAUGACAAUGUUGUUCAUCACCCCCUUGGUGGGGGCUCAUACUAUUUCAAAGAGAGUCUCAUCAAGUAUCUUAGCGACCAAUGUCCCCAGCAGGAAAUCGCAGUUCAUGUUGGGUCGCAGCCCAACUCCAGCCCGCACAUCGGAAAUGUUACAACCUUCGCAGUAGGAUUUGCCCUUGCUGCCGCCCUCAAGAAAGUUUGCUCUCGUGAGGUUCGAGUCAAAUUCAUCUAUGUCGAUAGUGCUCCAGCACCCGGUCAAGAACCUGUUAUAAACGGGGUUAAAUACCAGAAAAGCCUUACACAUACUGGGGACUUUCGCAGCAACCAGAAGCCGUUCGAACGCAUGAUUGAUAAAUUAUCCGAUCUUUCUGGUGUCCCCUGCGAUAUCGAUACACAGAGGUUCUGGCGAACGAAUCCAAUUUUUCCAGUAGUGCUUCGGGACCUCAUAUCCCAGCAUCAAACACUAGGCCCCCACCUGUCGCCCCGCACGGGGAAGCUGGCUAUAAGGGCGCCAUGUCCCCACGACGGGUGCGGCUUGGCGGAUAAACAUGGCGUCAACAACCGAUACGAGAUCGAGGGACGCAUUGUAUUUUUGUGUCCAGAUCAUGGCGAGCAUUACAUCGAUCUAGAUUCACCUACCGACAUAGACCGAUUGGAGUUUAAUACACCACUUCGAAACCUCAUACGGAUAAGAAUAGCCGGCAGUGAUAUGAAGCGAUCGUGGAUUAUGUGCACCGGGUCUGACUAUGCUGGCUUUUACCAAGAGCAAUUCACAUGGCGGCUUCUGCCGUGUCCAAAGGAGGCGCCAAUUAUCUUUUAUGCUCCUCAAAUCCUGGACUGGUCCGGAGCCAAGCUUUCAAAGAGCUUAUAUGUCAAGCAAGAUGCUUACAAGUACGUAUGCGAAGCUGAUCGUCAGUACCUGCUGAACGUGGAGCUAUUGUUGAGAUUUGAAGGUGGAUUGGAAGCUCUUUAUUUGGAAGUGCAUGAAUGGGUGGAAAAGCCGUUCAUGCUUUUCAGGAACUAUACCAUCGCUUAUAUUGAUCAACAACUGGCCGUACGAGGAAUGGGCCUGCACGAAUUGGCUAAGUAG
This is a messenger RNA of Penicillium verhagenii, 1098 nucleotides long. RefSeq lists its product as uncharacterized. Bases 1 to 1098 code for a protein of 365 amino acids. The transcript has a single exon. NCBI's taxonomy places the organism in Eukaryota, Fungi, Ascomycota, Eurotiomycetes, Eurotiales, Aspergillaceae. The record is from RefSeq and is a predicted model, not a curated record.